Molecule: messenger RNA, 2792 nt
Organism: Drosophila simulans
Lineage: Eukaryota; Metazoa; Arthropoda; Insecta; Diptera; Drosophilidae
Gene: Pur-alpha
Product: transcriptional activator protein Pur-beta
Exons: 11
Coding region: 526-1353 (275 amino acids)
Biological process (GO): regulation of transcription by RNA polymerase II
Cellular component (GO): nucleus
Molecular function (GO): RNA polymerase II transcription regulatory region sequence-specific DNA binding; purine-rich negative regulatory element binding; DNA-binding transcription factor activity, RNA polymerase II-specific
Source: RefSeq, a predicted model, not a curated record
AGCGUUCCUUUUGGAUGGAUAGUCAGUCAUUCAAAUCAAACUAGGCCAUUUUACUCAAUCUACACAUAAACAUUGACUGUACAACAUGCUCAAGCCUUCGCUGUGACUCGAAACACUCAAAAACUCGGAUUUGCAUAAGUCUUCCUGCAAAGGCGUUAAGUUUUACCCGACGAACAAAUAAAAUAAGGGAGUGCCGAUGUCAUUCGUAAGGGGCAGUGCGUUUGUGUGUCGAUGUUUAUAUAGUUGCCGCCUUUGACCACUAUCCUGCUGCACAACGUCACCACGAGGACUUUCGUCCACUGUGAUAUGUUUUGGCAGGACGGUAUAUUUAAAUAUAUAAAAAUUAGCUUCCGCAGUAUAAGCAGGAGAAUGUUGUUCAGCGGACAAAAUGAAUGGUUAUACUUUUAGCCAUAUGCUGUCGUGUUGAUGCACAAGUGUAGUGUAACAUUAAACGUGCGCGGCUGAAAAGGAACGAAGCGUAACUAUUUAUCAAGCUUCGAGAUUUUAUAAAUAGGUGGUCUCGUAAUGUCCGAUCUGGGAAGUGGAGAUGAUGGCAUCUCAGGAUCAAAAUAUAAUGUUGCAAAUAUGGAGGGUUCCUCAAGUAGGAACGACUUCGAUUCUUCUGCAAAAGGAGGAAGCGGCGUCGAACAGGAAUUGGCUACGAAAAUGUUGCAAAUACAAUCUAAACGAUUUUAUUUGGAUGUAAAACAAAAUAGAAGAGGCCGUUUUAUAAAGGUUGCAGAGAUUGGCGCUGAUGGUAGACGUAGUCAAAUUUACUUGGCUCUUUCAACUGCAGCCGAAUUUCGUGAUCAUUUGUCCUCAUUUAGCGAUUACUAUGCUUCUCUAGGUCCACCAAACACCGACAAUUUACCGGAAGAUGGUAAACUUAAAUCUGAAAUGAUGAUAAAAGAUUACAGAAGGUAUUACUUGGACUUAAAGGAAAAUGCGCGUGGCCGAUUUUUACGGGUAUCGCAAACGAUAACCAGAGGGGGGCCUAGAUCCCAAAUCGCUUUACCGGCUCAAGGAAUGAUCGAGUUUCGUGACGCUCUUACAGAUUUGUUAGAAGAGUUUGGAGCUAAUGAUGGAGGCAGGUUUAAAGGAGAUUUACCGGAAGAGCGACACAUGAAGGUGGAUAAUAAAAAUUUUUAUUUUGAUAUCGGGCAAAAUAAUCGAGGAGUGUACAUGCGGAUAAGCGAAGUGAAAAAUAACUUCCGGACUUCGAUAACUAUUCCGGAGAAAUGUUGGAUUCGCUUUCGAGAUAUUUUUAAUGAUUAUUGCGAGAAAAUGAAAAAAUCGUCCGACUCAAUUACUGCCGAAAUUAACUUACCUACAUCUUCAAAUAGUCUUAAAUAAACAACAUACCGUGAUUUACUAAGUCAUAUAAGAAGGCGCGAAAAAUAAAAUUUUUAAUGGCGAUUGACCAACCAAUAUGUAAAGCUUGUAAUGUUUGACAUGGCUAAAUUCAAAAUCAUACUAAUUAACCUUAAUGACACGCAAAUAUAUUUAUUUCUAGCAUUUAGCCAAAUAUGUUUUAGUAUUCUAUAUUUCUAAUUUCUAUUUUGUAAUAAAAAAACAUAAAUUAGUUAGAGUUACUUUAGAGAAAAUUAAAUCCUAAAAUCAUUUUGAAUUCUAAAUGUCCUCUUUUGGCUGACUGUUUAGCUUGUACUUAGUGCAAGAAAAUUUAAUUUAUUCUUUGACUUGUUUGAUUUGUCUUACAAGUGAAAAUAGAAAGCCGUGUUCCUGUAUUGACUGUUUUAAUUGUUUUCGGAACUCACAAAAUAUUCAUAUCAAUCGAUUAAUCUGUUUGACACAACGUUAAUUAACCUGAAAUUAACAACAAAAUUAAUUUCCUAACAAAAAUAAUGAAUCUCUAUGGUUCAAUACGUUACGUUACGUUAGCGGAGAUCUACUAAUAAUGAAGAGUUAACGAUAACAAUCUAUGUUUUGCAAGUUUCGAAUAAUAAUAAUCACUUUCGGUUGAAUAUUAUUUAAUAUUAUUUUAAGUAGUGCCAUUUCUGUUGUAAAUUUAAAUAUAUAUAGAAAUUUCGAUUUGAAAUUGAUAAUUUGUGUCACUAAAGUCAUAAUUCUCAUUAAAUGUAUUCCUAAAGUUUAUGGGUUAUGCCAUAAUUAAUUAAUGUUAAUGUAAUUUGAAAUAUCUUUGACAAGUUUAAAAAAUUGUUAAAGAUUCUAGAAAUAAUAUGUUAUAUAUAUAAUAAUACAAAUUAAAGUAACUCCUAAACUCGUUUUUAAAACAAAAGUUUCAUGUGAUCACGUAGAAUAAAAACUUACUAAGUACGAUGAACAUGCAUAGCAAAAUAACAACAUAAAUCGGAAGCGCAACACAAGCACAUACCGGAUAAAUUUCCAUUAAGGAAUAUCGUGUACAAAUUGGGUAUGCUAAGUAAUAAAUUAGCUGUACUAAUUAUUUAGUAUUGAAAUUUAUCAGGAUUUUGGGUUCACUAAAGAGAGAAAAAAAAAUGUAUUCGCAAAUAAAUUUAUGAUUUUAUUCAUUUAAUCGAAAGCCAGUUCAUUAGAUGAAAUAAAAAUAUAAUUUAAUUUACUAUAAUUCUAUUUAAACUAAAGCAUCCGAAAUUCCUACAAAUUUCCAUACUAGAGUCGAUAUUAAUCAGACUAUAAACACAAAAUCUUUAUAAUUAUCGUGCAAAUGUAAGCAGCAAGAUGUUACAGAGAUUCAACAUAAUAUGUAGUUAACUUAAAUGUUGUUUGCAAAAAUACAAGUAUUGUAAGAGUUUUGUGAAUAUAACAUGGAAAUAAAGUUGAAUUUUAACAAA